AAGUUAGAAAUAAGCAGUUUUCCUUAAAAAGAUAAUAGCUAUCUAAAAUCAAGAGGUAGCAUUAACUAUAAUGGAGACAGGCUAGAAUCCUUUCCAGUAAGAUCAGGAUUGAAAUAAGUAUAUCCAUUAUCACCAUUUCUAAUUCAGUAUUAACAAAUAAAACUAAAAAAAUACGCAAGAGCAAAGAAGAAACAAAACUCACUUUUUUUGGAUGAUAUAUUGUUUAUUUAGAAUCCUAGAGAGUAGAUAAAGUAACUGAAACAAUAAUAUCAGCAAAGCUGCAGGAUAUAAAAUAUACCCAUAGAAAUAAUUCAUAUUCUAUAUGUUACUGAUGGGGAUGAACCCUGAUAUUGUGUCCCCUUUAAUCUGUAAAAGAAGGAAGUUCGGGGUCUUAGGCUUUCCCCUGGGAAAAGCAUACCGUUCCCAGACAACACCUUCCCAAGUUAAGAGAUUUUAUUCAGUUGGAGAUCUGGUCUAAUAAUCCUAUUGAGUGGCUCCAAACUCCAAGAUAAGUACUCUCUUUUCAACUGGAAAUCUAGGCUUGGGGCAUUGAUUGAAGCCCGAGCCUCAGACUGCUAAUAAAAGACAACUCUGAACCCCAAAUCUUUGCAGAAAUCUGAAAGAGGAUUAUGCUUUGUCAAGGAAGCUCCCUUCUUGGCAAAGCUGCCUGUCUGGACUGUUGCCCACUAUGAAGAUAUUCUCUUCUUAGUGUUAACCUUUGUUAUUUUCCUGACAGGACCUUUUGCCACUAAGAAGACUAUCUUCCUAACAGACUGGCUUCUUAGUGAACAGUAAAAUUCCCUUUUGCCAUACAGACUUUUCAGGUUUGUGAAUUCUUUAGCAUUGGACCUGCGCUGACCAGAGGGCAUUCCCCACCCUAAUUCUCACAUUUCUUUACUACCACUACCUCAUUGUUUGUACCUCAUAAUUUUGAUUCCCUGAACAGGAAUCCCUGAGAAUCUGGACAAGGUAAAGCGUUUUCUUAUUAUUCAUUCUAUAGCUAGGACACCCAAAAAUUUCCAGGAAAGAUUUGGUUCAAUGGAGUCCCAGGCUCGAGCAGAAUUCUCUCAGGGAAAUGGGAAUUCUUGGGGUUUGACAAAAGUCUCCUUAAUCAGGGAGCAUUUUAUCAUCUCCAUCUCUAGAGAUGUCUAGAGAGGGAUGAGGAGCUAUAGAAUUGGGAAAAUUAAAGCUUGUGGCAAAAUGGGACAGAAGGAUCCUUCCUUAGGCAGAAACAAAUUCUGCUUGAAAGGUCUCCAACUGAAUAAAAUCACUUAACUUGAGAGGGCGUUGUCUGGGGAAAGUAUGCUUUUCCUAGGAGAGAGCCUGAGACCUUGAAUCUCCCUUCUUUUACACAUUAAAGGGAACACAGUUUCAGGGUUCACCCCCAUCAUUACCGUCAAAAUCCAAUAGGAAGAAAGAGAAAUUUCAUUUAAAAUAACUAAAUACAGUACGAAAUAUCUGCUAAGACAAAUACAGAAACAUUAAAAAUAUUAUAAAACAUAUUACACAAAUAUAGAUCCAAAUAAAUGGAGAAGUAGAUCAUGGGUAGACCUAGUCAGUAUGAUAAAAAUGAUACUCCUUAAUUUAUUUAUUCAGUGCCAUACCAAUUAGAUGAUCAAAAAACUAUAAACCUAGAACAAAUAAAAUUCAUCUGAAGGAACAAAGGGUCAAAAAUAUUAAGGAAAUGAAUGGGGAAAAUAAAAGUAGGGAUCUGGAAAUCGGGACAGAAAUGACAAGGAAAUACCUCAUCUUGAUGAUCUGAUCUAAAGAAUUUGAUAUUGGAUGAUGUUAGUUCUAUAUUGAUCAGUGAAAUAGAUUAGGUAUACAAUAUACUGAAGCAAAUGCACAAUAAUCUAGUGUUUGAUAAGCCCAAAGAUGGCAGUCAUGGAGGGAAGUACUCACUAUUAAACAAACUGUUAGGAAAAAGUAGAAAACAGUAGCAAAAACUAGAUUUAGGCCAACAUCUCAUUUUGUAUACUAAGAUAAGCUCAAAAUGGUUACAUGAGUUAGACAUAAAGCAUAACUCCAUAAACAAAUUACAAGACCAUAAAAGAAAUUACCUGUUAUAUUUAUGAAUAAAGGAAGAGUUCAUGACCAAAUGAGGGCGAUCUUCAUGAGGUAAAAUGGAUAAUUUUGAUUAAAUACAAUUAAAAAGAUUUUUAGUAAAGCUAAAAGUAUAUCCAUUAUCAUCAUUACUAUUCAAUAUUGUACCAGAAAUGCUAUUUAUAUACAAACAAUAAAACUUAAAAUUAGAAGCUGGACACUAAGGGAAAAGAUUUUGCAGUAAGUUUCUCGUUUCUAAGAUAUGUAGGGAACUGAAGCAAAUCUAUAAGGCUAAGUGCCAUUCCCCAAUUGAUAAAUGGUCAGGUUUUGAACAAGCAGUUUUUAGAGUAAAACACUGAAAUUAUAAACAGCUACAUGAAAAAAAAAUCUCUAAAUUGGUAAUAAUUAGGUAAGUGCAAUUUAAAAUACAAUUUUUAGGAGCCAUGCUAAAUUAACAGAAGAAAAUGACAAGAUUCUGGAGAAGUCAUAGGUACUCUAAUGCAAAGCUUCUUAAAACUGUGGGUUAAUACUAUGGGAGGAGGGGGAGUCAUGAAAAAUUUGGCAACAGUAAAAGGUUUCUGAACACAAUGACCAAAAAUUAAUUCACAAUCAAAUAAGAUAAUGAAUGCAAGCUAUUUCUGGCAAUUUUAAGAGUAUAAAUAGUGAUAAUUUCGUUGUUUGUACACCUGAGUAUUUAUAAAGAAAGUGUAGGAGCAAAAUUCCCUAUUAAGAAUCAGGUUAAAUUUUCUGAAGAUGCUGCUUUAUUGGAAAAUUUUUCAUAAAAGUUUUCAAAGGCAAAAUAAAGUGAUUAAAUGGUGCUGAAGGAGAGAGCGUCCAGUAUGUUGGGCCGCAUAGCCGCCAGAAAGAUCUGAGGAUCGGUCAGCCACAUCGGCCACAGUAGGUGCGGGGCAUGUCGGGAAUUGUAGUCCUAUAUCCCCAACACGCUUAGUGUACUCGUACUCGUCCUGGAGUUCCUGCAUCCCUAGAAGUUCUUCCUAAGAAGAACGUGCGUGGUGUUCUCCCAAUUUCGGGGAAAGUGAGAGAUGCCCACAGAACCUAAUAAAGCCGUCCCCACCUCGGACUGUCAAGCUCGACCCCCGUUUUCAUGUCUUCCUAGCCGUAGUGACCCGGCUCGUUUUUCGGGCGGCCAACAAGCUCUGUCGGGCCGAAGAGUCCUAGCCUCCGCGCCUCCGCUGGCGGGAGGGGGCGGGGCAGAGGGAGGCUACGCCUGCGCGAAAGGCGCUAGCGGCGAGUCGCUGGGCGGAGAUGUUGGGGCUGAGCGCUGAUGUUAAAAUGAAGAAUGUGCAGUCUUUUUAACUGAUGAAGAACAAGGCUUUGUCUUCCUGUAAUUCUGAAGUGAAAGUUGAGUCACCAUACAAGAAAAAUAAAUCCACUUAAAAUAUAGGCAUUAGUAAUAGAAUGCUGAAACAAACCUCUGGAUUAGCUUCAUUGGCUUUCCUGCUUCUUUUGCAUCCCAAAGCAUAAGUUUAAAUCAUCUCAGAAGGACAAGAUCCGCCAGUUUAUGACAUUUACCCAGGCUGGUGAAAAGACUGCUAUAUACUGUUUAAUGCAGAAUGAGUGGAAACUAGAAGUGGCAACUGACAACUACUUCCAGAACCCAGACUUGUACUACAAAGAAUCCAUGAAAAAUUCAGUAGACAAAAAGAAGUUAGAACAAUUGUAUAACAGGUAUAAAGAUCCACAAGAUGAGAAUAAAAUUGGCAUUGAUGGAAUUCAGCAAUUUUGUGAUGAUUUAGGCCUAGAUCCUGCCCAUAUCAGUGUUCUUGUCAUAGCUUGGAAAUUCAGGGCAGCCACUCAAUGUGAAUUCAGUAAAAAGGAAUUUAUGGAUGGCAUGACAGAGCUGGGGUGUGAUACUACAGAAAAAUUAAAAGCUCUUUUACCACGAAUAGAACAAGAGCUAAAGGAUGCAAUAAAAUUCAAAGACUUUUAUCAGUUUACCUUUAACUUUGCUAAGAACCCUGGACAAAAAGGUUUAGAUUUAGAAAUGGCUGUUGCUUACUGGAAUUUAGUCUUAUCUGGAAGGUUUAAAUUUUUAGAUCUUUGGAAUAAGUUUUUAUUGGAACAUCACAAAAGAUCAAUCCCAAAGGACACUUGGAACCUUCUACUAGAUUUUGGAAAUAUGAUUGCCGAUGAUAUGUCUAACUAUGAUGAAGAAGGAGCCUGGCCUGUUCUUAUAGAUGAUUUUGUAGAAUAUGCACGACCAGUUGUCACAAAAGGAAAGCGUAGUACCUUCUAAUCCUAAUUAUAAAACCGGACUGAAAUUACAAUCUGAAUUACAUCAGGUAAUGAAGACAUUUUGGCCAAUAACUAUGUCUAUGGUUACUGAUUUCAGUAGUCAUGGUAUGCCACUGAUCCAACUGCAUUCACCACUUCUACUCUUCUUCAAGAAAAUAAUGCUGAUUCAUGGACGCUGUAAGAAGUUGCUCAGAAAAUAGCCCAGGAUGCUUUGGACUCUGUUGGGAAUUGAUAAUUGUAUUGGUUCUGUCUUUUGGUGAGAGAUAAUUGCAUGAUUUACACUUAGGAAAAUUUAACUAGAGCCCAUUUUAAUUAAAACUGCACAGCAUGUCAUUCAGCUCAUGAUCUAAGGUGAACAAACACCAGCAGUUACUACUGUAAUUAGAGAUUAUAGUACUUACAUAUUUAAAAGCAGUAUUUGUGAUAUGAAUUAAGUCCCUAUAUAAAUUUAAGUAGUAGGUUAUAUUUUUAUACAAGUCAAAAUUGUUAAAAGUAUUUACCCUGAUGAUCAUGAUCUUGUAAUGACCUCUUACUGACACUUUUAUACUUGGUGCCAGUAUACUAGAUUAUAUUUUUUUAUGUCAAUUUGCCAGCUCUAUUUUUUUUUUGUUUUAAUUUUCUUAAAUGUUCACCUGAAAUCAUUUAAUAAUUAUAGUAUCCCCACUUCAAUUUGCAUAGUGAUGGCCACACUUCAGGCUAUGAUUUAAGGAAAAAAUUUUUUAGAUUAUUUACAAAUCAGCAGGCAUCCUUUAUUUUUUGAAAAGUAUUUUUUAUUUCUUGAACUUCCUGAAAAGUACUUAUAGUCUGUUUUGUUCACAAAUUAAUUUUUUUACAUUACAUUUAAAAUAGUAUUUUUCCAUUAAAAAAAAUUUCUUUAUUAGUUGUGAAUUUUGGAUUCCAAGAUCAAGUAAGCUGAUUUUGUUCAACCAUCCAUAAUAUGUAUGAUAUAUCUCAACUAAAGUCAUUUUUAUAAAUUGUACAUAUUUGAAAACUAAAAUAUUAUGAUAAUCUGGAACAUAAUAGUGUUUGUUUUUUUUUUCUGGGGGGAGGGAAUCCCUCUGAUUUGAGUGGACAGACUUAUUUUUGCACUAUGUUAUCAUUUGUUUUUCACUUUAUCCCAGUCACCACUGUAGCACCAAGAUAAAUUAAGUAUUUCUCCAAGGCAUAAAUAAUGUCUGAGAAUGUCUUCUACUCCCCUAUUGGGAAAGAACUGGCUUAUAAUUUUGUGGAAUCCCUGUGACAGUCCUACCUCAGCUUUGAUCAGAGGACACACAUUCAUACAUGAUUUUCACAGUACAGUUCUUACUUUACUUGGCUAGCUACAAUUUGAACUUACAUAUUUGAGGGAUUAAUUUUUUUAAAUGAUCCUUUUAAAAAAGGAUAUAACACAAUUUUUCUUUAGUUAACUAUAAAUAUAUAAAAUACAAAUUGUAUAAAAUACUAAAUACUUGUAAAAAUUACAUCAUUCCUGAGAAACUUUUUAUCAAUCUGAUAUUCGACUUGAUAUUGCUAAAGUGUGAACUGGUACUGCUUUGGAUUAGAAUUCUUCUAAGAAAAGCAACUUGGUUCUACUGGGAAAAAACACUUAUUGGAACAGGAAUCCCAGCACCAUAGUUGUAGUCCUAUCUUUGCUAUUUAAGAGUUUUGUGAUUUUUAGACAAAUUACUUAACCCCUCUAUGCUUCAGGCCUCUCCUUUCCAAGAUGAGGUUUCCACGAAGGUGACUAGUAAUAAGAUGACUUUCAGCUCUGGCAUUUUAGUCUCUUGUUUUGUUCUGCUAUGCAACUCACACAAUUCACAACCACCACCCUUAAAAGAUAACAUUCUUCAAAUGUAGCAUUUUCCCCUACAAUAAUUAUCAGAAUAUCAAUGAAAUUAGACUAUUAAAAGAAUUAUAUCCAUUAUUUGCACUCUUCCACUGUUUGAGUUUAAAUCAUGCAUACUAUUAAAGUGGUGGCUUGGGGAAGGGAAAAAGGGAAAAGCUUGUAUUUAUUUGUUUCAUUUGUACAGAUUUCCUGUGCUAAGUUGUUAAGAAACAUCUAAAUAAAUCAUUGUGUGUA
Molecule: messenger RNA, 6358 nt
Organism: Antechinus flavipes (yellow-footed antechinus)
Lineage: Eukaryota; Metazoa; Chordata; Mammalia; Dasyuromorphia; Dasyuridae
Gene: DCUN1D2
Product: defective in cullin neddylation 1 domain containing 2
Exons: 7
Coding region: 3566-4300 (244 amino acids)
Biological process (GO): protein neddylation; positive regulation of ubiquitin-protein transferase activity
Cellular component (GO): ubiquitin ligase complex
Molecular function (GO): ubiquitin-like protein binding; cullin family protein binding; ubiquitin conjugating enzyme binding
Source: RefSeq, a predicted model, not a curated record